UAUUCUCGACAGAAAAAAAAAAAAACUUAAGAAACUAUCCCCAAAUCCAAUCCAUAACCUAAACAACAAUACGAUGCUCUAGUUCUUAAUUAGGUUGCUUCAUUUUGGGCCCUUGUCAUAAACUGGGUUAUGUCAUAUGUGGGCAACUGGGGAUUGUGAAGAGUAACAGAUUAACAGUUCAAACUACACUUCACUGCUUCAUUCUCAACACUCAGACAUAACUCGCAACUUAACACCAACCUAAAACCCUAGUAAAAUAUUUGUAGUAACACCUAAUCAGCUCUGUAUCUCUCCAAAAUGUCUCUCUUCACUCCUCAGAACUACCACGUCUCGUUCAAUUUCUCACAACUUAAUCGCUGUAAGAAUUGUAAUUCUUUUGGUGCUCCCAGAAGUAAUACUAAUUUUAAGGUGUUUGCUGUUGCCAUGACUGAGAAUGAAGCUGCUCCAAAUUCUGUGCCUCCAGCACCAAUUCUUCUGCCUCAAGGUCCAUGGAAACAGAUUCCGGGUGGUAUUACUGCUGCCAAGGGGUUUAAAGCAGCAGGGAUGUAUGGAGGAUUACGUGCCAAAGGAGAGAAACCUGAUCUUGCGUUACUCGCUUGUGAUGUUGAUGCUACCGCUGCAGGUGCAUUUACUAAAAAUGUGGUUGCGGCGGCUCCUGUUGUAUAUUGCAAGAGUUUAUUAGAGGAUUCGACAACGGCCCGUGCUGUGUUGAUAAAUGCUGGUCAAGCAAAUGCGGCUACUGGGGAUGCAGGCUACCAAGAUGUAAUAGAAUGUUCUAAUGCCCUUGCUAAGCUCCUUCAAGUAGAUCCAGGGAAGGUUUUAAUUGAAUCAACUGGUGUAAUAGGUCAAAGAAUUAAAAAGGAAGCCCUUCUCAACUCACUUCCAAAACUAGUCGAUUUGCUCUCCUCAAGUGCUGAAGGGGCAGAUUUGGCUGCUGUUGCGAUAACAACCACCGACCUUGUGAGCAAGAGUGUGGCUAUAGAAUCCGAGGUUGGAGGAACCCAAAUUAGAAUCGGUGGAAUGGCAAAAGGUUCUGGGAUGAUUCAUCCCAAUAUGGCUACAAUGCUCGGUGUUAUAACAACUGAUGCCCUCGUUGCAAGUGAUGUUUGGAGAAAGAUGGUAAAAGUUUCGGUGAAUCGAAGUUUUAAUCAAAUUACUGUUGAUGGAGAUACCAGCACCAAUGAUGCUGUUAUCGCAUUGGCUAGUGGAUUAUCUGGAUCAAAUCCCAUUUCUUCAAUAAAUAGUGCUGAGGCAAGACAAUUACAACUGUGCCUCGAUGCGGUAAUGCAGGGUCUUGCAAAAUCAAUAGCAUGGGAUGGAGAAGGAGCCACAUGCCUGAUUGAGGUAACAGUAGUUGGCGCAGCUAAUGAGGUUGAAGCAGGUUUGGUUGCACGUUCAGUGGCAUCCUCCUCGCUUACCAAGGCUGCUGUGUAUGGUAGGGAUCCAAACUGGGGGCGCAUCGCUUGUGCCGCUGGCUAUGCUGGAGUACCUUUUAACCCUAACACUCUACAAAUAUCACUUGGAAAUAUUCUGCUUAUGGAACGUGGACAACCAAUUCUGUUUGAUCGGGCUGCUGCUAGUGACUAUCUCAGGAGAGCUGGUGAGGUCCAUGGUACAGUUAAGAUUCAAAUAUCCAUUGGUGAUGGACCAGGAAGCAGUUUGGCGUGGGGCUGUGAUUUGAGUUAUGAUUAUGUAAAGAUAAACGCCGAGUACACAACAUAGGAGUGUAUUAGAUUUUUUCUCACUUUCUUCAGCAUUUGGCCUAGGACACAAUAGAGGAGAAUAUGCAGUUAGCUUUUAUACUUCUUUGUUGGGUAGACAUAUAUUUGAAGUUUGAACCUUGUUUCAAUUAUAAAAUUUGGAGAAAAAAAAUAACACGUAAAGCAAUUUGUAUUGGUUGGAACCUGAAUGAUUAAACGAGUCAUGCAAUGAGUAAAUUUACUUCUGUUUUUCUUAGCUA
Messenger RNA from Daucus carota subsp. sativus, 1960 nucleotides. RefSeq names its product arginine biosynthesis bifunctional protein ArgJ, chloroplastic. Gene Ontology annotation, biological process: L-arginine biosynthetic process; L-ornithine biosynthetic process. Lineage: Eukaryota; Viridiplantae; Streptophyta; Magnoliopsida; Apiales; Apiaceae. The transcript has 17 exons. Bases 298 to 1722 code for a protein of 474 amino acids. The record is from RefSeq and is a predicted model, not a curated record. Gene Ontology annotation, molecular function: L-glutamate N-acetyltransferase activity, acting on acetyl-CoA as donor; L-glutamate N-acetyltransferase activity, acting on acetyl-L-ornithine as donor.